AUGAUAUAUCGUAACGCUUUAUUAUUUACCUGUUGGACAUUAAUUUAUGGGCAACCGUUACCUGCGCCACCUGGAAUUGAUGUUGGUUUAUUAACUGAUCAAGCACGACAAUUCAUUGAUCUUUAUGGAAUUGCUGCACAAUUGAUGAAUUUCGGUGGUUCAAUUAUUAAUAAUGCAAAAAAUGUUUACGAUUCUGCCGGUUUAUCAGGAAAUAGUGUAUCCGGUGAUUAUAUUCGACCAUCAUUUCAUGAUGAUAGAUUAAAUAAACGAAAGAGUAGCAUUUUUGGCUUAUUACCAUCUUUUGAAUUUAAUGAUCGAACAUACGGUAGUGAUUACGGUUCUGUGCAUCCAAUUAAAAAAAGUGGAAUUGAAACAUUGUUAAAUACUUUCUUAGGACCAACAUUUUUUGGACAAACAACAUUACCACCAGCAACAAAUUUGGCUAAUUUUUUUAAACCAGAUUAUAAUUUAAGUGAAAAUUAUCAUCCAGCAGGUGGUUCAAACAUUGAUCGAAUAAUUAAUAUGCUAAGAAGAAGUGGUGCACAAAGAGCUACACCAAAUCCUGAUAAUUCACCAAAUUUACUUCAAAGUAUUUUUGGAAAAUGA
Molecule: messenger RNA, 606 nt
Organism: Brugia malayi
Lineage: Eukaryota; Metazoa; Nematoda; Chromadorea; Rhabditida; Onchocercidae
Gene: Bm130
Exons: 4
Coding region: 1-606 (201 amino acids)
Source: RefSeq, a predicted model, not a curated record